UGUCAGCGGGUCUCGCGUGGUUAUCGGUUGCUGCUUAGAAGCCGACCCGCCUUUCCCCCCCCCUCACUCCCUGUUCUCCGGGAGAAUGAGCAGCACAGAGGGUGAUGUGUUGGAACAGGCGAGCUGUCGUCCCGAAUCUGCCAAGAGCACGAAGAGCUCGAACCCAUCGACCAAAGCGUCUCCCAGAGCAGGGUACAGGCACGCGCCGCGAGUGGCAGCCAACGGCGUGCACGACAUCGAGGACCGCAUUUUACGCAUGACGGGCUACUACGGCUACUACCCUGGGUAUUCCAGCCACAGGAGAGAUGAAGGUUCGGACUCCCACAUUGAGACUCCAGCCAGCGAGACGAGCGGCGAAGUCACCGCCUAUCAGACCUGUGUCAACGUAGCUCUGAAGGUCAUAGGCGGACUGCUGCUGGUCUUGUGUGUGUCCUCAUCCUGGGUGGGCACCACUCAGGUGGUUCAGUGGACCUUUAAGUCCUUCUCUUGCCCAUUCUUCAUCUCCUGGUUUAGCACCAAUUGGAACAUCCUUUUCUUUCCUCUUUACUACUCUGGCCAUGUAGCCAUCACAAGGGAAAAGCAGACACCUAUUCAAAAAUUCAGGGAAUGCAGUCGAUUGUUUGGAGAGGAGGGAAUGACACUGGGGCUGUUUCUAAAGAGAACGGCUCCUUUCUCCAUCUUAUGGACGCUGACAAACUAUCUGUAUGUGCUGGCAUUGAGGAAACUUACAGCCACGGACGUUUCAGCACUCUACUGCUGCCACAAGGCUUUUGUCUUCCUCCUGUCAUGGAUAGUCCUCAAAGACCGCUUCAUGGGUGUGCGGAUUGUAGCUGCCAUUAUGGCCAUCACGGGUAUUGUCAUGAUGGCCUAUGCUGACGGUUUCCAUGGAGACUCGAUCAUAGGUGUGGCUUUAGCCGUAGGCUCGGCUUCCACUUCAGCUCUUUACAAGGUUCUGUUUAAGAUGUUCCUGGGCAGUGCCAACUUGGGAGAGGUCGCUCACUUCUUCUCCACCAUGGGCUUCUUCAACCUGAUCUUCAUCUCCUGUGUACCUCUCAUCCUCUACUUCACUAGGGUGGAGCACUGGGGCUCGUUGUCCUCUCUGCCGUGGGGUUACCUGUGCGGUGUGGCUGGUCUGUGGUUGGUAUUCAACAUCCUGGUGAAUGUAGGUGUGGUUCUCACAUACCCCAUCCUCAUAUCGAUCGGGACUUUACUCAGUGUUCCGGGGAAUGCAGCCAUUGACGUGCUAAAGCAUGAGGUGAUCUUCAGCGUGGUACGUCUGGCCGCGACCUGCAUCAUCUGCGUGGGCUUUCUGUUGCUGCUGCUGCCUGAGGAGUGGGAUACGGUGACGCUGCGCUUUCUUGCCACACUCGCUGACAAGAAAUCAGAGGAACACGGAGAGGAGCUCACGGAGUCCAGCGUCAACAUGCGCAGCCGGAGCAGAGCCAACGGUGCUGUCUCGAUCCCGCUGGCAUGACCUAUGACCACUAGUGCUUGGCCUUAGAGAUAAAGAGUGCUAGAGAUCCACCAUGAGGCAGUGCCUCAGUCAUGGAUACUUUGGGUGGAUGGAGAAAAAAAUGGAUUCAAAAAAAUUUAUAUUGGGAUCAUAACAUGCUGUGACAACUGCAUCAAAGAAGUGGAAAGUGGGCGGAGCUGAAAAUCAGAGGCACACAGCAUCACUUAUCGCUCCUAUAGGUGAGAUGACAAAGGAGCAUUUUUACAGACUGUGCUAAAAAGGAAAAUCUCCCUUUAUAAAAGAAAGAUGUACUUAAAAUACUUGUUUUUCUUGCUGGGAUUUCACGUUCACAUUAACGGGAGUAUGUUUUCUUAAGAAAAUGAACUCUCAUGAUGAAUGGAGUAAAUAGCCUUUUCUGUUUGCACGCCAUUAUCCCAGCUAUGCCUGCUGAACCCUGAUAUGGAUUGUAUUCUGUGAAUAUAAACUCAGUCAGGGCCAAUUUGGCUCACUGUAUUAAAAUGCAUGCAUCUGAGAGAGAAGCAUAUAUAAUACAAAUGGUAUUAACAUUGUAUCUGAUGGUAUUAUACUGUACAUAAGAAAGAGAAAUAUAUCAUCCAGUAUAUGAACAAGGCUCACUGUUUAUUGUUACACUGACAUGAAACAUUUAAACUCGGCCUCAAAAUGUUGAAAUGGCAAAAAGUCUGACACUCAUUAUCUUUCUAGAGAAAAACAUAUCACUGUGAAAGUUACAGUCAUUUAGCAAUGAGUGGAAGCAGAAAUUGCUUUGAACUAGAGAAACAUUUCUAAUCUGUUCUUUAUCACCAGUCACAUUUUAUGUAACUUACCACUAACAAGUAUGGGCCUUAACUUUGCUCAUUUGAAAAAGGAAAAAUAUUUGCCUCUGGGUAUACACAUUUUGAGGAAAAUAAUAUAAUUUACUUCAGAUUGGUGU
Clarias gariepinus (North African catfish) is the source of this 2405-nucleotide messenger RNA. RefSeq names its product solute carrier family 35 member F4 (gene slc35f4). The transcript has 7 exons. The coding region runs from base 86 to 1474 and encodes 462 amino acids. NCBI's taxonomy places the organism in Eukaryota, Metazoa, Chordata, Actinopteri, Siluriformes, Clariidae. Gene Ontology annotation, molecular function: transmembrane transporter activity. Gene Ontology annotation, cellular component: membrane. The record is from RefSeq and is a predicted model, not a curated record. Gene Ontology annotation, biological process: transmembrane transport.